Molecule: messenger RNA, 1758 nt
Organism: Trichoderma harzianum CBS 226.95
Lineage: Eukaryota; Fungi; Ascomycota; Sordariomycetes; Hypocreales; Hypocreaceae
Exons: 3
Coding region: 1-1758 (585 amino acids)
Molecular function (GO): catalytic activity
Source: RefSeq, a predicted model, not a curated record
AUGACGGCUACAGAAACCAUUGUUGGUGAUGAUGCCAAUACAUAUUCGGUCCCUGUGGCUGCAAAUCAAGUAUACGACAAGGGCAUCAUUUCGAAUCCCCUCAUAGCCAAAGACCUCCCCGCUGAAGUACUCAAGAAAAGCACAAACAUCGUCUUCACCGGCUCCGACAGUCCGUCUCUUCCCGUCAACUGGAGACUUGCAGAGGCUAUAUCAUCUUUAAAGGCACUCGAAGCAGCGUUGGUGGACGUGAUUCUCCAGCGUCGUUAUGGCCUUGAGCCUCACCGUGUCACCAUCAACACCGACCAUGCCAGUCUCUUCAUCUUUUCUACUCUCCUCUGGACUAUUGAUCCUUCGGGGGAGAAUAUCAGCCCCAACAACCUCCGCCAGGCAAACGCGAACCUGUUCAAAUACUUUCCUAGCUGUGACAAGCAUCGCAUGAAUGCUUCUACUCACCGCAACCUGGCAACCAACAUCUACAAGUGCGCCGACGGUCGUUUCUUCCAAGCCCACGGGUCGCUGAAUCCUACACCGGUGCUCCUCAAUGUUGGUCUGAAAGCCGAAGCCGAUGAGGAUACAAAUGUUUAUGAGGAUGCCGUAAAGCCGUUUAAUGAAGCGUUUGGCAAGAUUGACAGCCAGACCCUGCAGCAAAUCACGGAUGAGACGCGUCAAGCUGGUACCAUCUGCUACACUGUGGAUGAGUUCCUGAACUCAAAGCACGGCAAGGCCAAUGCGCAUGUUGGGCUUUGGGAAAUUCGUGAGACUGCGAACAAGCUGCAAGAGCCUUGCUGGUGGGAAACGCCCGAGUCUCAAUCUGGUGUUUCUAGGCCACUCGCCGGCAUCAAAGUCGUUGAUCUUACAAGAAUCAUCGCUGGGCCCAGUAUUACCAGAUCCCUAGCGGAACUAGGAGCCAGCGUAAUGCGCUGCACAGCACCCCAUUUGCCAGAUGUCGUAUCUCUUCAAGCUGAUCUCAGCUGGGGGAAAUGGAACUGCAGCAUCGAUCUCCGAGAGGAGAGUGGUCGACAGAAGCUCAAGCAGCUCAUCCAGGAGGCCGAUGUCGUCGUCCAGGGCUACCGACCCGGUGCUCUCGACAAAUACGGCUUUGGUGAAGAGGGCAUCAUUAAAAUGUGUGAGAACCGAGCCAAGGGAAUCAUUCAUGUGCGAGAAAACUCAUACGGCUGGCAUGGCUCAUGGAAGGACCGAAGCGGAUGGCAGCAAGUUGCUGACGCUAAUACCGGCCUUAGUUAUUCUUUUGGCCAAGCUAUGGGAAAUGAUGAACCCGUCACGCCCAUCUUCCCUCACAGCGAUUAUUGCAGCGGCGUUGCUGGUUCUUGCGCAGUCCUCAUCGCCCUGCUGCGUCGUGCUGAGCGAGGCGGAUCUUACUGCAUCGAUCUCUCCCUCAAUUACUACAGCACAUGGCUUAUCCGUUCAGUGGGCACGUAUCCCACUCAAGUCUUUGACAAGGUGUGGGCUGAGCACGGCAGGCCAGUCUACCGCUACUGGCACAACAACGGCAUCUCGGCGCCAGAAACGGUCAAGAGGCUCAAAACUGGACCGGCAAGUAAGAGGAUAUUGCGCCCGGAGUUCUUCGAGGACCGACGCUCACCGAGUGUGCUUGGAGACAAGGUGUUUCGUGCGGUGAAGGGAGUUGCUGAUUGGGGCGGCGUGGUUGACUUGCGAUACAAUGUUGGAACUCGUGGAAAUGGGACGGAUGCAGCUAGAUGGCCAGAAGACUUGAUGCAAGAAGUGGUUGCGGAGUGA